AGUCACCUUCCUUUCAGGAAAACUGGGUUGGUCGCUGACAUCAAUUAACAACCUUACCUCUCGUAUAAAACACAGAAUUCGGAACAUGUACUGACAUUAUUGUCUAUCAGAUCAGCUGGUUUUGUAAAAUCAUUGACUGAUGAUGUUGAUGUUACAUAUCCUUUGUUUGCUAUGUACACUGAAUCUGGUGGUCGGAUGGAGAUGGGUUAACCAGUAUGAUAAACCCGUCGAUUUUUCGUGUCCACAUGGACAGGCGAUUUCUUUCAUCCACAGUGUACAUCACAACCAUUUUGAAGAUCGUAGAUGGGGUUUAGGAUGUAGACCUACUGGUGGACGACACAUCAACUGUUACUGGACACCUCAUUACGUGAAUGACUGGGAUAGAUUCUUCAGCUUUGAAUGCAACAAUUAUGGAUUUAUCACUGGUAUGAAGAGCAUCCAUCAGAACCACUAUGAGGACAGAAGGUUUAGGUUUAAAUGUUGCUCAAUUGCUGGAAAAGAUCUUAGUCAAUGUUAUAAAACCUUCAGGAAUGAAUACGACAAACCAAAUACAGUCAGUGUACCAUAUGGUUCCGUGGUUAGAGGUGUUUCCAGUACACACAACAACCACUACGAAGAUCGACGAUUCAGUUGGGAAGUAUGCAAGUUGGUGAAUCGUCAACAGUUUUCCAUAAUUUGAGGAUUUCGAGAGUUUGAAAACCCCAAUAUUAUAUUUCAUGAGAAAUAAAGUUUUGAUUAGUUGAA
Mytilus trossulus (common blue mussel) is the source of this 744-nucleotide messenger RNA. Its product is annotated as millepora cytotoxin-1-like. The coding region runs from base 140 to 679 and encodes 179 amino acids. Gene Ontology annotation, biological process: collagen fibril organization. Gene Ontology annotation, cellular component: extracellular matrix. The record is from RefSeq and is a predicted model, not a curated record. The transcript is spliced from 5 exons. NCBI's taxonomy places the organism in Eukaryota, Metazoa, Mollusca, Bivalvia, Mytilida, Mytilidae.